Molecule: messenger RNA, 1738 nt
Organism: Carlito syrichta (Philippine tarsier)
Lineage: Eukaryota; Metazoa; Chordata; Mammalia; Primates; Tarsiidae
Gene: TRADD
Product: TNFRSF1A associated via death domain
Exons: 4
Coding region: 251-1264 (337 amino acids)
Biological process (GO): positive regulation of canonical NF-kappaB signal transduction; extrinsic apoptotic signaling pathway
Cellular component (GO): tumor necrosis factor receptor superfamily complex
Molecular function (GO): transmembrane receptor protein tyrosine kinase adaptor activity
Source: RefSeq, a predicted model, not a curated record
CCGUCUAAGCCAGUGUCUUACCUGCUCAGCGGACCAGAGGGGCUUUGCCCGGAGCAAGGGACUGGCCACGCAGGACCGCGGGGCGGGAAGGAGCCGCCUGGAGUCCGGGGGGCGGGACGCGCGGGCGGACGGGGCGGCCCGGGGUGGGGCGCCGCCCCGGUGUCUCGGCGCACACCCGGAAGCGGCGCGAGUGGCACGGAGCCUGGCGGGCGUGGGAACCCAGGCCCAGCCGAGGCGGCGAGGAGGUGAGAUGGCUGCUGGGCAAAAUGGGCGUGAAGAGUGGGUGGGCAGCGCAUACCUGUUUGUGGAGUCCUCGCUGGACAAGGUGGUCCUGUCGGAUGCCUACGCGCACCCCCAGCAGAAGGUGGCGGUGUACAGGGCACUGCAGACUGCAUUGGCAGAGAGCGGCGGGAGCCGGGACGUGCUGCAGAUGCUCAAGAUCCACCGCAGCGACCCGCAGCUGAUUGUGCAGGUGCGAUUCUGCGGGCGCCAGCCCUGCGGGCGCUUCCUCCGCGCCUACCGCGAGGGGGCGCUGCGCGCCGCGCUGCAGAGGAGCUUGGCGGCCGCGCUGGCCCGGGACGCCGUGCCGCUGCAACUGGAGCUGCGCGCCGGCGGCGAGCGGCUGGACGCUUUGCUGACCGACGAAGAACGCUGUUUGAGCUGCAUCUUAGCCCAGAAGGUGCGGCCGGGCUGGGGUGAGGACGGGUGGGGCGGGGAUCCGCGGCCAGGGCCCCCACUGACGGCUCGUCCCUUCUCCCAGCCCGACCGGCUGCGGGACGAGGAGCUCGCUGAGCUGGAGAAUGCGCUGCGGAAUCUGACGUGCGGCUCGGGGGGCCAGGGCGGCGACGUGGAGGUCGCACCAGUCCCUUCGCAGUCCCUGGUCCCCUCUCUGCCGGAGGAGAAGCCGCCGCCGCAGUCUGGCCAGACUUUUCUGUUCCAGGGUCAGCCCAUAGUGAACCGGCCUCUGAGCCUGCAGGACCAACAGACGUUCGCGCGGUCGGUGGGCCUCAAAUGGCGCAAGGUGGGGCGCUCCCUGCAGCGGAGCUGUCGGGCGCUGCGGGAUCCCGCACUCGACUCGCUGGCCUACGAGUAUGAGCGCGAGGGGCUGUACGAGCAGGCCUUCCAGCUGCUGCGGCGCUUCGUGCAGGCCGAGGGCCGGCGCGCCACACUGCAGCGCCUGGUGGAGGCGCUCGAGGAGAACGAGCUCACCAGCCUGGCGGAGGACCUGCUGGGCCUGGCGGAUCCCAAUGGCAGCCUGGCCUAGGCCACGUGCCCAGGCAGGGUUCGGAGCACCUGGAUGACCCUAGGGUCCCUUCUGCUGCUAUUGCUGACCCCCCUGUCUAUCCACGGGACUCUGAGACCCCACUUGGCCUAUUUGCUGGAGCUGCUGAAGCAGAGUUGACUGCCUUCCCCAGGAGCCAGCCAGGCACCCACCCAGUGGGGGUGCAGCCAAGCACCGUUGGGGAUUCUGCCAGAGAUACCUUGAUAGAGACACAGUGUGUGGGUGACCUGGUGGAGAUCAGCCUCACCCUCUCCUACCCCAGCAGAGGGACAUCCCGCCAGCCCUUACCUCUUCACGAUCAUGAAGCGCCUAUACCUUCCGUGUCCCGGGCAUCAUCCUGGGUGCUGCAAAUACUGUGGUGAUCGAAGUACACGAACCCAUCCUGCCUGCCCUCAGCCCACACUGAGUGUGGGACCCCAAAUAUUAGGCAACGGUAAUAAAGUGUUAACUUUUUAA